GCUGACCGUACGAGCGAGCCGGCUAGAGGGUGUAGGUGCCUACAUUGUAAACGGUAGAAAACCCCUCCAAAACCCUGUACUCCCCCUCUUCCAUUCUCCAUAACCAGCAUAGAAAAAUGCAAGUCGUUCUAACAACUCCAUCACCAAGCAACACACCUUAUCUUCACAGUUUCAAUGACCCCAUUUCACUUUCAGCUUCACCAUUUCCAGCUCCAAUUCAACCACCCACAGCUCAAAAUCUCUCUCUAAACUACAAAGCAAAACUGGGUCGGGUCGAAGCAGUUAAAGGGUCUGGUAUAUUCUCUGCAAUUGGCCGUGCUAUUGAAGAAGAAGAGUAUAGAAAAGCGAGGGCUGAAGUUCAAAGAAAAGGGUUUGAAAUUGAAGGGUAUUCAAUUGAAGGUAUCUCUAUUGGUGGCCAUGAAACUUGUGUUAUUGUUCCUGAAUUGAAGGUUGCUUUUGAUAUUGGGAGGUGCCCUUUGCGCGCUGUUCAUCAGAAUUUUGUGUUCAUUACUCAUGCCCAUCUUGAUCAUAUUGGAGGAUUGCCGAUGUAUGUAGCAACCCGCGCUCUUUAUAGCUUGAAACCACCAACCAUCUUUGUGCCACCCAGCAUUAAAGAUGAUGUUGAGAAAUUAUUCGACAUUCAUAGAUCCAUGGGCCAAGUGGAGCUUGAUUUCGAUUUAAUAGCACUUGAUGUUGGGGAAACAUAUGAAUUACGUAACAACCUUGUGGUGCGACCAUUCAAGACUCAUCAUGUCAUACCCAGCCAGGGAUAUGUUAUAUACUCAAUUAGAAACAAAUUGAAGAAGCAGUACAUUCAUCUAAAAGGGAAACAAAUUGAGAAGCUGAAGAAGUCUGGUGUUGAGAUCACAGACAUGAUAUUGUCUCCUGAGGUGGCAUUCACAGGAGAUACAACAUCAGAUUUUUUGCUUGAACCACGUAAUGCAGAUGCACUAAGGGCGAAAGUUCUUAUUACUGAGGCAACUUUUCUAGAUGAUGGAUUUAGCAUUGAAGAUGCACGUGAGCGCGGUCACACUCAUUUGUUUGAGCUUAUUGAACAUGCCCAGUGGAUUCGGAAUAAAACAGUUUUGCUGACGCAUUUCUCUUCCCGCUAUCACCUUGAGGAUAUUCGACAAGCUGUAUCGAAGUUGCAGGCCAAGGUAUCAGCUAAAGUAAUCCCCCUUACGGAAGGCUUUAAGUCUAUGCACUCAUGAACUAGGAAGUAAUUUUUUUUUAGGGCUUUGUAAUUAUAACCAUUUGUAAUUAUACUUGGACAUUUAGAAAUUUAUAAGCCAAAACCCGUCUUUUUUUC
This is a messenger RNA of Spinacia oleracea (spinach), 1309 nucleotides long. Its product is annotated as tRNase Z TRZ2, chloroplastic. The coding region runs from base 117 to 1211 and encodes 364 amino acids. The record is from RefSeq and is a predicted model, not a curated record. NCBI's taxonomy places the organism in Eukaryota, Viridiplantae, Streptophyta, Magnoliopsida, Caryophyllales, Amaranthaceae. The transcript is spliced from 8 exons.